UUAAGUACGAUUUUCAUUAUUGGAAAUUUUUUUUGAGUUCUUUUUUUCAUUCGGUAAUUAUUUUUUAUUUCCUGGUAAAUUUAUAACAUAUCACACAUAAAAAAUCGUAUAACUAACAUGUGCAGUAGAGUUACAAAAACGGUCAAAAUAUCUGUAAUUCAACCUUAAAGUUGACGACUGAGUUACACUCAUGAGUUAGAUGUAUGGCAGACGACAAGGAACUUUGGAAUCUGUCAUUUCGAUGUUAAUCGAAAAUAAAUUACGUUGGAACGUGUACAAACUAUCCAUAUUUCCGUUCGUAUUGAACAACAGGGUUAUGAGGCUCCAAUUUCGAAGUCUCGCUGUUCAUAAAUAUUUUUUCAGUGUUUUUAGUAUAAUUUGUGUAUUACAUGAUGGCUGAAAAAUGUAAGGAAUGUGGUUGCAAAUGCGUAAGUUGCAAUCAAAAUGAUCAGCAACAUGGAGAAAUGCAUUUGCAUGUAGAGAUAGAAAAUUUGCGCCAACGUUUAAUGGAAAGGGAUAAUCACAUUGUAACAAUGGAGACACAAUUCCUAAAUGAAGCUGAUAAAUUUCCAAAUGGAGAAUUAGCUUCUAUGAAGGAGGAAAUCUUAAUUUGGCAAGAAAAGUAUUCAAGGUUAUAUGAAGCUCAUAAACGUGUUCAAAAAGUUAAUCAAAAUCUUGAAGAUAAAUUAUUGAGGAUUGUAGAUAAAUGUGAAACAGAAAAAAGUGCAUUUACUAAGGAUAUUGCAACCUUAUCUCAUAGAUUAGCUGAUGCAAAUUAUACAAUACAUCGUUUAACCCAAGAUAAUCUGCCUUCUGAGGUACAAGCCAAAGUUAGGACAUACAUUGCACAAAAGAAACACUCCAAUGAUACGGCACCUGCUGAUGUAAAAAGUAUUACAGUGCCAAUUUCAACGUUUCCUCCAACUGCAAUGGUAUAUAAUGUAACUAAAUCUACAGUUGAAAACAGCGACGAUGAAACAGAUGAUUCGAAGCCACCAGUGGAUGUCGUCUCGGCAACGAUAAUGGCAAAAGUUUUAGAAGAUCGAGAGAAAGAAAGAGUAUUUGGCAAACAUUGUGACACGUGUACUUGUCACAAAAGCAUCUUAAUGGUUGACGCUGAAACUCAAACCAAUACGCCAAAUGUUUCUUCUUGUAACGAAUGUACAAUGAAGUAUGCACAAAAUGUAGAAAAACAGUCUGAUAAUUUGAAAACUGUUGACAAAAAUUGCCAAAAUAAAGGAAGUCAAAACUCUUUGGUGCAUGUAGUUUAUCACGAAGGAAACGAAAGUGUUAGUAGUAAAAUACAAUAUCAGAACAAUUGUACAAAGAAUGGUAAUCAGCAGCAACUGUGCACAAGAGACAAAUUUUUAAGUAGAAAUUUUAAUAAAAAAAAUUCAAUACGCCGUAGCGAUCCGCAACACCAAAAUGUAUUCCAGAAUCAGAGCGAAAACAUACCUUAUAAAAUUAAUGAUACUUGUCUUAACAGUAAGAUAAACGUUGAUAAAGGAAAGCAAACGAAGCUGACUAAAAAGCAUGAAUUACAAAUCGAUGGCAAGUACAGUUCAAAUUCUUGGAAUAAAUCUUCCAACUGUAAUCACAUAGUUCCUGAAAAUUGUAAAAAUUACUUUGAUAAAAAAGAACCGAGUCACGUCGAUAUUAUUAACGAUAGAUUGUGGAAAAACGAGUGGACGAAAUUAAAAUCACAAACCAAGACGAAAGAAAACAAAGAUAAAGUUAAUAGUGACAUCGAGAUCGACAUAAUUAAUGAUAGGAUUUGGAAAAAUGAUAGAUCAACUCAAGAAAUUCAACAUCCGACGCAAUUAACUUUAAUAGAAGUCAAGAAUAUUGAUAAUAUCGCACAUCAAAAUGAUUCUGGACAAAUAGAGAUAGCCACUAGUCCAAGUUUUAGUAGCGAUAGUAUUGUAAUUUCAACUUCCGAUCCUUCCAGUAGUUCUAGUGAUGUCGUUCAAUUAAGUAGAAUGCGUUUGCAUAAUGCUAGUAACUUGAAAUCUAAUACUCAGAACAGAAUAACUGGUCCAAGGAAUUGUCUCGUAAGAGUAACACCUGGAUCGAAGAAUAUUCUUUUAGAUAAUGCUGGACAUUAUAAAACUGUAUUAUACACUGGAAAUAAUAAACCAAACACCGCUUUAGUUCACUCGAAAAAAUUAUCUCGAUCUGGAUCCGAGAGAUCAAUUUCAACCAGUAGCGAAGAAAAUACUCCGAUGUUGCUACAUGACAAUAAUCAGUUGCAAAGAGUAGCCGAAUGGGUUCAAUCUUCAGUUCACAUGGACAAUUCUAGGUCAAAUUACACGGAAUUAAAGCCUAAUGGAAAUAUAAUUGAGAAAAGUCUUUCGUUAACAUAUUUAAACGAGUCGCAAACAAAGUCCAAAUCGAUCGAAAAUAAUCGAGAAUUAUAUGAGAAUUCAUCAGAAAAUAAGUGUAAAAAUUUAGCGAUGGACGUCCAAGAGUUUAAAGGAGGCAAUUUAAAUAAUGAUGUAAAUAAUUUUUCAUUGAAUGUAAAUAACUCUGAUGUAGAAAAGGAGAAAGAUUUAAUAUCUUUCGACGUUCCAACGGAAGAGGAAACUGUCUUGCCUAAAAUAUUGAAGAAACCAGUCACGGUGGAUUUUGAUUACGAGGUCAAGAUCACUAAAGAAAUGGAAGAAACUUAUUUAAAACUUGCAGCGAGUUUAGAUCCUGUCGCGUUAAGCCUAUCGAGCACGGAUAAUGCGGAUUUAACGAUCGAGAAAUAUAGGAAAGAUCAUAAGAGAUUUCAAAGGAGUCACGAUAAAACGGGAUCAAAAGUGUAAAGUAUUUCCAGCAAAUAUUUCAAAUAAAUUAUUACUAUUUCAGCAGGGAGUUCCUUUAAAUAUAAAGAGCAUUAUUUUUUGUAACUACGUGAAACUAAGGCUGUACCAAGAACAGUAG
Heterotrigona itama is the source of this 2925-nucleotide messenger RNA. NCBI's taxonomy places the organism in Eukaryota, Metazoa, Arthropoda, Insecta, Hymenoptera, Apidae. The record is from the annotation of a GenBank genome assembly.